GACCAGUUGUACUUUACCGGAAGACCAAGACGGACAGGUCUGGAGGAAGACGGGCAUUGAAAGAUUUGUUUUGGUAACUUUUCAGUCAAUUUUGAAUCUAGAAGAAGAAGAAAAAGAAGAAAGCAUCAGCAAGAGAAUAAUACUGUCUUCUCUUUUAAGAUUUUCUUCUGAGCACACAACAGGAGGAACCAGAAGUAUCCACAGCAACACGUAUGGGUUCAAUACGGCACCAACACGAGACAGUGGCCUCUGCUGAUGACGAGGACAAUGCCUGGGAUGUUGAUCCGGAAUGUUCAAUCUGCUUUUCCGCAUACAACAACACCUUCAAGACACCGAAGCUUCUUGAAUGCACCCAUACCUUCUGUCUGGAAUGUCUGGCUCGCUUUGUAGCUAUUUCACCGGAGCAGGCAGGCACCCAGAUCACCUGCCCCCUUUGUCGGCAGCCAACGUCCGUGCCUGAGCACGGUACUCCGGAUCUGGCCACCAGCCAGGAAGUUUUGGGUCAACUUCCAAGCGACCAGCAAAGAGUGGAGAACGUUUUCCUAGAUGGAAAGAGGCUGUGCUACUCAAACCCAAUGAUACCUAACUGUAUCUGCAUUGACAUUGGUGAGCAUAAAGCAGAGGAGCCAUCGAGGAGCGAGGAGAGAAGAGAGGGUUGUGGACAGAGGUUGCUGCGAUUCUUAGGUUUUCAUGGAAACUGGAAGAGGCUUGUGGUCUUCAUCAUAGUGCUCCUCGUAAUCUUCUUUGUUAUACUCUGGCCCCUCCAGUGCGUUAUCAUCUCAGGCUCAAUGUCAGAGUGCUUCUUUGAACAACCUGUGAAUCCAACUACUCUCGCAUCUCCCAGACCUACAGAGGGUUCCUAAGACAAGCGCAGGCGCACACGAGAAUUUUGAACAGAAGACAUUCAGGUGGUGUUGGCUUCCGUCUAAAACGUGACCAAAACACAGAGGCCAAAACACAAACACAACAUUUACAGCUUCAUGUCAAUAAAACUGUAUUGGUUAAAGUUCUACUAUCUUAACUGAAUAUUUGUUGCUUGAAAUGUCAUUGUCACAUCACAGCUCCCUAAAUACCACUGUAAAUAUUUAAUUAUUUUCUGUCUUUAAGACAGAUGAACAAAAUAAACACUGUUAUGAUUUACACGUAUAGGAUCAUGAUUGCAGGAUUGAUUUGCUGUAGUAUGGAACCCUUUAGAAGCUCUUG
Messenger RNA from Pimephales promelas (fathead minnow), 1203 nucleotides. Its product is annotated as RING finger protein 223. The record is from RefSeq and is a predicted model, not a curated record. NCBI's taxonomy places the organism in Eukaryota, Metazoa, Chordata, Actinopteri, Cypriniformes, Leuciscidae. Gene Ontology annotation, molecular function: ubiquitin protein ligase activity. Gene Ontology annotation, biological process: protein ubiquitination.